Messenger RNA from Tyto alba (common barn owl), 8781 nucleotides. RefSeq names its product CASP8 and FADD like apoptosis regulator (gene CFLAR). The transcript has 11 exons. Gene Ontology annotation, molecular function: protein binding; cysteine-type endopeptidase activity. Gene Ontology annotation, biological process: negative regulation of extrinsic apoptotic signaling pathway via death domain receptors; proteolysis. The coding region runs from base 5028 to 6500 and encodes 490 amino acids. The record is from RefSeq and is a predicted model, not a curated record. Lineage: Eukaryota; Metazoa; Chordata; Aves; Strigiformes; Tytonidae.
UCCUAUAAAGAUCAGGAGAAACUAUCAGCACAGCUCUUUCAAGCCCUGCCAACAUUCUAUUAAAUGAAAAUGAGAAAGUGUGUCGCUUUUAAAAGAAAAAUUGUACUGUAUUAAUUACAGGUUUAAUAACAAUUAUUUGCUAGUAAGUGCUAAUGAAUGACUUGUCAUUUCUUGAAAGUAUAAUUUGUUACUAUUCACGCUUAUGCCUCUAAAUAAAAAGAACUAUUGCCUUAAGGCUCUAAAUACCCAGAACUGCCUCAAAGUAUAUGAAAAUAACAAAGCUUAUGCUUAAUCCUACUGAAGAGUUAAUUUGGCAGACACAAUGCACGAAAAUAACCUAGUGUGUAACAUCAAGAAAUUAAAAAUUACAUUGCUGCCACAUUUACUAAGUAGAAUGCUUCACUAGGCGAUAACUGUACCUUAUCCUAAUAUGACUUCCAAUGUACUUGAGUGUAAUAUGAAAAAGAAAAAAAAAUGAAUUGCUGUUUUUCUUUGUUCUGGUCUAUUAAGUUGUAAAUUUGUAGUAGUACUGAUUUAUUUAUCUUUACACCUAGUCUCUUAAUAAUUUGUUUUAAAUUUACUAUUUUUUCCUUAAAUUAAUUAACAGCUUCUGGAGUGCUUUAAGAAUGCCUGGAGUGAGGACUGCAGUAGAAAAGGGCCUGUUGGCAGUGUACGUCCUCUGCAGCAUUAGGCAUUAGAACUGGCUGAAUAUCCUAUUGCAAAUUCUGUUAUACCGUUAGUAGCAUAAACUAAGGAGGAUAUACUACCUCAUUUUUCAGUCCAAACAGCAGGAUAUCUGUGUCACUAAACAGAAAAACAAAAUUAGACAAGUGAGAAACUGUAAAUGCCACUAGACAAUUACAUAGUAUACUUCCACGGUGAAGAAACUGGAAAGUUUAAAUAAUGGUGCCACAAAUUGCAGGUUUACAGAAGACUUGAAGGUCCUCCCAAAACACAGUUAAAAUACAUGGGUUUUUUAAUACACGUAUUUGCACACAACCUUUCUGAGUGAGGUUGUAACAGAGCUUUAUUUUAUAGAGCCAAUGACCAUCCGUUACUGUGGGAGUGCAGCUGUACUGUUUGCUAGAGUUUUGUCACCUCUGUAUGACAUUACUCAAGGCACUGUUCAUAGGGCAAACAUUUAUUUUACUAAACUUUUCUUGCCUAAUUCUUUCUCAAGCAUCCCUACCCAGUUGAGCCAUUCGAUGAAAAACAAAUGAAGAACCUACUGUAUAAGGUCUGUUGCACAAAAUAUUUCUGUGUUGUGCCAUAGGUAGCUUCACCCAGAAUAUACAUUUUCAAAGACUGGUAUUCAGUGCUUGUUUUCUAUCUGGGUCCAAGACUAAAGUUCUUAAGAUAACUGCAUUUUAGAUGGUGGUUCAGAAAAACAAUUAACAGAGCUAGCAUUACACACACUAUCGGUGAACCUUGCAUUGAAGAUACGUGCUUCUCAUUUAGGCUGCUCUUUUUGUUUUCAUAUUCUUAUGUAUGUAUGCUUUUCGUUGGGUUUUUUUUGUUUGUUCUACAUCAAAUGUUUCAGAGUCUGAGGUAAAGUUACUGCAAGUUCCUGUAGAAUUAGUCUUUUCAAAUGUUAUAAGCCUGCCACUUCACUGAUACAGCAGACAGUUGUUAAAAAUCAAGAGCUUUAUUUACAGUAGCUGAAGAGAUAUUAAUACAUUAUUUCAUUUUCAAGCACUAGCUGGUGAACACAGAUUUAAGUUACUGUAAUCAUAUUUUCAGCAUACAUAACCUUUGUAUGUUGUUUAGUUUACUCAGACAAAAAGAUGUCAUAUACAUACAAAUGGAGGCCGGCUGCUAUAUAAACUAAUGUGUUCCUCGAUAUUUUUUUUAAAACAGAUCAUUUUGUUUGUUAGGACUUUAUUGUAUAUGAACAAAGUUAAAACAAUCAAAAUCUUUAUUUCUUCUAAUCUCAGCCACAGUUUCCAGAAAACUUACAUGCAAGCAAGUAAUCUCAAUUGAAUUUAAUCUACACAGAUGCUCUACUUUAAAGAUUUAAAAAUUGAAUUAAUGCAUAAAUGUUGUCUUAUAUAGGAAAGAUCGUAAGAAUAAGCCUUGCUAACAUUCUACAUAAGCAAAUAUAUUGAGCAUAUUAAAUGUUAGACUAGACUAGUUUAGAUAAAACUCACUAAUUUAUAAAUUAAGGUAGUAUCAUUCUAUGGUUUAAUAGCCAGAUGGCAGCUGCUGCCCUAAACCUUCAUUUAUGAUGAACGUAUCUGCCAAUAUUGUGGAAUAUUAAAAUGUCUCAUUGUUAUUAUACAUAAAAUACUCGUAAAGAUUUUUAUUUCACGGGUAUUAUGAUGCUAAUCCUGCCUGGGGAUGGAGUAUUUCCUGUGUAUUAAAAUAACGGUAUCAAAUCUGUUUUCACUGUAACUGUAGCAAUGGCUGUCUUACAUUAAAGCAGCCUUUCUACCAGGACAGGUAUUUUACAGUGCAAAGAACAGGGUCACAAACAGGAGUGGCAUCUGCAGGGGAGGAACACACAUGAUUGUAAUACCACAGUCAGGAAGCUCUUUCUGUAUCUUAAAUUCUGAAAAGUAGAACUCAUGAUGCUCCAUUUUCUGAAAUGCAGGUGGAAAGCCUGUCUCCAUCAGUAGUCACCUAGAAAGAUACUUGUGAUACAUCUAUUGUUUUUGCUAAUGCUGCCUAUACUUACAUCAUUAGCAUAAUCUUGCAAAUUUGUAUGUUACAGAGAAGUUAAAGCUCCUAACUAAUUCCAAUACAACAGUGACUAAGUUAAUAGUAUUUUAGGAGGCAUAAAUUCUUAAGGACUUUUACAUAACUAGGAGAAACUACAAAAUUAAAUAGAUCAAACCUGUUAUGAAAGCGUAUCAAGAGAAGUAUUGUCCCAGGGCAGAGAUUUAUAUCCAAAACCCUCUAAAUUGAAACAUACAGGACCAUGUCUCCUCAAUCACACCUAAUCUUACUGGUAUUCUCUACGUUCUACAGUUAUAUUGAUUUACAGUUCCAGUUUACAUGAGAACCUAUCAAUGAAGACAGUGUAGUAUUUCAACUUAGAAAUGGAAAGAAUGAAAAAAAACCUUGCAUACAGCUCACAUACUGCCUAUAAAAGUGUGGAAACUGUUUAAUAAGCAUAUAAAAAAUAGGUAAAUUAAGGAAAAAGUGGAUUAAGUAAACAAAAUAGUAUAUUGGUCACUUAAGUAAUGGCUGUGUUAAAUCAGUAAAUCAUUCUUUCAACCAUUUUUGGAAAAAAAAGUAAAUUCUUUCAUAAACCUGCCAUACCAUCUCCUUAAACCUCUUCUAUGAGCCUGUAUAAGUCCUCACGUUUCUAUGCAAUAAAACAAAGGAGAAAGUGCGCAUAUUGAUUCAAAACAGGUAGCUGGUUUCCUUCUGGAUCAGCACAGAUCCAAUGCUACAUCUUAGUAGCAGGAAUACUGCGAUACUCUUGAAUGACUGAUAUUAAAGUGAGUGCCUGACGUACAACUUCAGUAAGAACCCAGGUAUUUUUUCAGAACACAGAGCAGUCGCUUGGUACCCAACCAAAUUCUAAUGUGGGCGUUUACUUUCUGCCUCGUUUCUCCUGCAGUUCUAAAGACAGCGUGACCCUCUGCACAACAGCAUGCUAUCCCACAGUACUGUGCUUCUACUGCUGUAUUUUUAGCAACACCAAAAAAUGACUCACUGUUUCAUAAAUGCUUUGAAAUCCAUUGAGCUGGGAGUUACGUGUGUCUAACUUCACCACAUAUGGAGAUGGUUUUUGUCUAUUUCAGCAUAUAAAAGCAGCCCAGAAUUUUAGAUUUUAGGCCUUUUAAGGGCACAGCUCCAGCUACACUACCAGCAUCUCACAGUGAGUAAUUUCAUAGAAAUUCUAGUUUAUACCAAGUGAAUCAUGACACCCAGUUUACAAAGGCAAGGCAUGACUUAAGAUAACAAUGGGAAGCAUACAACUUUCACACACCUGUACAUUACCCUCGCUAUGAACAAACUCAAAAUAUGAACCAAGGGCCUACUUCGGUAUAAACGCCCACCAAAACACAUGCCCACAUCUACCCCAAGCCUUUAACAGAUCACUAAAAAACGGCCAGUUACUAGUGAUUAGGUACCGGAACCAAUAAAAAGCUGUUUUUUUUUUCUGUCCUCAUACCAGCAGCAGUAUAAAAAGCAUAGUCCCAUAAACGUCUAUACACAUACUGAACUCAGGAUCACCCCACUGACAAGCCCCUCUCCUCACAGCGAUACCGGCACCCCAGCCACUCGGAAGCCAUUUUGUGCGUAACCCACACUCAAAGGCGCCGGCGGAAGGUGGCGCAAGCGAGGGGACGUUUUUCCGGCACAGCCCCACCGCCAUCUUCUGGGAUUUGGGCGGGUUUGUUUGUGCUGCUCUGAGUUUCAUUUCCUGAGGUAAACUAUAAAGGAAAACGAAAAUUCUUCCCUCGCCUCGCCCCAAAACACCUAACGGUCGGACUCACGAUAAAAUCGGAAGGGUUAGUUAAUGUGGCCCGGCAGAUGUUUAAUGGUGGCAAGGCGGCUAAAGUCUGUUCCCGAGUCCCUCAGUGAGGAGGGAUCUCCACCUUGAACAGCGCUGCUGUCUACUCACAGAGGCGGCUCGGGUCUCUGCAAUAGCCAUAAGCACAAACGAAAAACGCUCUGCGGGUCUUACUGAUGUGAGAGAAAGAGAAGUGAAUUCGAAACCACGCCCGGUGCGGAGGAGGCGGUUGGUAGGCCGGUAGCGCCCCACCCUGCUCCCGGUGCAGGACCUGGCCCCGCUGCUGUAGAUGAGACCACCCCAGCGCGUUCGGAAAACAAGCUGAAGAUACUGGAUGGAAACCAGUGUGUGCUGGAUCUGGAUCAGUGAUUUGGAAAUGGUCAAAUGCCAUUGUUCCCAUGUUCUUGUGGACAGACUUGCAUACAGAACUGCUUAUGUAAAAAUGCAUCUAGUUAAGAAUGAACAGCAGAGGACUGCUGUGGUAGACAUGGACUUCAUGUCAUGUUGGCUUCCUGUUUAAAAAACAGUAGGCUGGCAAUUUUAAAGUGACAGCAACAAAGUGAUGACCAGGUGCCAAGUUCCAGCUGCUCUUAUUCACCAGAUUGAACAAGAGUUGGAUAAAGAAGAAGAAGAGAUGAUGGUUUUCCUGUGCCGAGACCUUGCUCCUGACUUGGCCACUGCUGACAUUAGAGAGCUCUUGGUGGCUUUGAAUGAGAGGGAGAAACUGUCUUUUCUUGGCUUGUCUGAGCUGUUGUACAGAGUUAAGAGGUUUGACUUGCUGAGGAGGAUCUUGAAGACUGAGAAAACAACAGUGGAAGCUAACCUUGCCAGGAGUCUCAGACUUGUCCCUGAUUACAGGGUACUAAUGGUAGAAAUUAAUGAGAAUCUGGAAAAAGAAGAAGUGGGUUCUCUUGUUUUUCUACUCAGAGAUUAUGUACCUCGUAUGAAAAUGGCGAAAGAUAAGAGUUUUCUAGCUCUUGUGAUUGACCUGGAGAAAUUAAACUUGGUGGCUCCUAAUCAACUGGAUUUGCUGGAAAAUUGUUUUCGAAAUAUUCACAGGAUCGACCUGAUUAGGAAGAUUCAGAAGUACAAACAUGAAGAAGCUUUAAUGUCCUCCGUUCAUUCUCAGCCAGUAUAUGUAAAUGCACUUCAGGCAUCUCUCCCUAAUCUCAGUCUGAUUGAUCCUCCUUAUAAUUCAGGGAUCCAGAAUACGAACAAAGAAAAAUCACAGAAUGGACAAAGUCUUACUCUGGCAGAACCAAUCCACAUGUCCAUUCAGGAAUCAGGACCAGUGUCACAUAAGGUAUUUGAUGAUCAGUACAGAAUGCAAAGUCAACCUUUAGGAGUAUGCCUGAUAAUAGACUGCAUUGGCAAUGACACAGAUGUUUUGGAAGAGACCUUCAGAGGCUUGGGCUAUGAUGUUUGUUGUCACAGAUACUUAAGUAUCAACACUAUGAAUCAAACAUUGCUUGAAGUUGCAAGGUUGCAGCAGCACAGAAACUGUGACAGCUUCAUUUGCAUAUUGGUCAGCCGUGGAAGUCCUCAGAGCAUCUUCUGUACAGACCAUACCUUUUCCGGAUUCCCUUUGGAACAAAUAAAGAAAUACUUUACAGCGGACUCAUGUCCUGAACUCCUAGGAAAACCAAAGCUUUUUUUUAUUCAGAGCUACAUUGUGCCAGAAAAUGAGCAAGAAUGUACUAGUCUGUUGGAAGUAGAUGGGAAUGAUGAGAAAAUCAUUGCUACUGCAAAAAUCCCUUGGAAAGUCACUAUACCCCAAGUAGCAGACAUCUUUUGGAGUCAGUGCAAGGUGGAUGUGUCUGCACUAGAAAAAUCUCCAAGUUCAUCCUCAUAUUAUCUGCGUUGUCUGGCUGAGCUACUCCGCAAUCCUCAUAAAAGGAAACUCUCUAUUUUAGAUAUCCAUACGGAAUUGAACAGAAAAGUCUAUGAAUGGAAUAAGACCACUGACCCAAGCCAACAAUACUCACUUCUGCUUCAGCACACACUGAGGAAGAAACUUUUUCUUUCUCCCACUUAAUUGCUGUUGGAAAAAACAUGUCUGAAGUGGUUGAUGAGAAACACUAUCAUGCAGACAGUUUCACACGUACUUUUACUUUAUGCAGUGUUCUUGCAUGUAUAUCUAAAGUGCUUAUUGCUUCCAAACCCAGAGAUUUAGAAGCAUUUUGGUGUGUUGAGGUCAAUUCCUUAUAGAUUUUACAUCCGAAAGCAUGGAUGAGAAUGGCAGCUAUUGCAUAACACUGCAACAGAUCUUGCAACCAAGUACAACAGGUAAACAGGGUGGAAAGUGCUCCAGACUGUGUAGCUCUUGGGUUUUCCAGGGUUUUGUGUUUUUAUUGUUUCAUUGGUUGGUUUUUUAGCAUACCUAUUAGCAGUGCACUGAUUUAGGUUCUUCUGUUGAUGCUUGAAAACAAUACAAGCCAGUGCAAACCACUGAAAUUCACUGGGUACUAUCCCCAGCACCUAAUAAUGGAAAAACCAAGCAAUGCCAGUUUUUCAUUAACAAGUUCUGGCUUGUGUAUCUCCACAGACUAGCAAAAAAGAAGAAGAAAGAUAGCCUUUUUAAAUAAUUUGGAUUCCAUCUGCCUGCUGCGUUAGAGGUGGUGAUUCACCCAGAACGCUGUGUCAUCAGUACCGUCAACAGCACACAAUGGUUAUAUGUUAAUUAAUGAGACAUUCUGCCAUGGUUUGGGCUGUGUUUUCCACUGUGGCAAGGCUUUACAGUAACUUACCACACAAUUUAAAAAUGUGGGAUUUUGACAGAUGUUUGUGGAAGAUGAAACAUGAUCCACACAUGUUGUACCAGGCAUAGUUGUAAAAGUACACUUUAUCAUAUUUGAAUCAAAACGUCAUGAGCCACCACUGUCUCUUAAGACAGAAUUAAAUUAAACACCACACUGUUACUGCUUUUGCUUAAGAAAAAGAAUGUCGUUAUCAAUGGAUUUUUUUUUUACAAGUUGCCCUUGUUCUUCUGAAAAAGACAUGAGUGAAAAUUGUCCUAAAUACAGAAAUUUCUGUCCAGUGGAGCAGAUGCCUAACAUGAAGAGUUCACUUAAUCUGCCUGUUACAUAACAGUAUAGCCUGGAUAAGUUGUAUUGGAAUUUAUUGUCACUGAAUUUAUGGCAUUCUCUUCCCUCCUAAAGUAGCCCACUGGCUAACUUUUAAUACUCCUCAUACAGUCUCCUGUCCAGGAAAAAAUUCAAGGCGUUAGCAUACCUUGCUUGGUUUCUGGUGUAGUUACACCAUAUAUCCUGGCAUAUGUUUUAUUUCACACAAGCAGAAAGGAAAGGAGGUUUUGCUAAUGCAGGGUAUGCUAAUUCCUUGAGCAAAUGCACUGCAAAAAGAUUUUUUACUAGUGUAGCUGCAUUUGAUUUGAGCAAAAAGCAGGUGUGCUUACAUACAUAACUUCACCAGCAAUGCUUUUCAUUGUAGACCAAGCCUAACAGGCAGCUAGCGUAUUGAUACUACAUAUGGUAUACUAUCAGUAUAUAUUAGUAUAUUGAUGAUAAUUAGGAGGGCUUGGCCAGUAAACGUACUCUGGUAGGGGUUUUUUAUUCCUCGAUAUGAUGUUGUAGUACUUAAGUGUUUGCUUGACUUUUUUUUUUUUAAACCAGGAUUUUUCAGUUCCAUUUGGAAAAAAGUGAAUUUUCAAGUAGAUUUUUGAAUUAUAAUUGAAAGUAAAAAUCACAUUUAUUUGGCAAAAAGUAGAUAUUGAUGACUUAAAAGCGCUCAGGAGUCCUUCCUUACUGUGAUGUAGACUCAGUCUCUUCCUGAUUUAAGAGGUUCCUUAACUGCUGAUUGAUGAGGAUUGUUAAGAGUAUAUGAAGAAAAGAAAAACACUGAGCAAGUUUUAUCUUAUGGCCUUUAUCCAUGGAACAUGUUAAGAUUAAAAUAUAUAUUUAUUUAUAUUAAUGUACCAUUUUGUAUGAUAUAUAAAGUACCUUUUAUAUUAUUGUGAUUAAAUCUUCACUCAUUAUCUUCUUUAUUUUGCAUUCAGUUUUAUUUGCACAUUAACUCUAGAAUGUUACAUACAUGGUUGUGAUGAGAAGAACUUUUUGCACAAUUCAGAAAAAUAAUUCACCUGUAUUGCAAGCCUAUGCAUUCAAUAUUUUUCUCUUUCCACUUUAUGAGCUACAGUGUCUUCUUUAAUAAAGUAUGUGGAAUCUUUUUAAUAGAUUUGAGUUGGGAAAUGCAGCCCGGAAUUUUAUGUUAAACUAUGGGCACGUGUUAUUUGUGUGUUACUGUAAUUUUAUGUGGGCACAGGCAUAAGAGGAAAAGUAAAAAAUAUUUUUUUGCAAAAU